Knipowitschia caucasica is the source of this 876-nucleotide messenger RNA. The record is from the annotation of a GenBank genome assembly. Lineage: Eukaryota; Metazoa; Chordata; Actinopteri; Gobiiformes; Gobiidae.
AUGGUUGUUGUUGGACGAUGGUUGUUGUUGGAUGGUGGUCGUUGUUGUUGGGUGUUUGUUGAUGGAUGGUUGUUGUUGUUGUUGGAUGGUGGUUGUUGGACGGUUGUUGUUGGACGGUUGUUGUUGGACGGUGGUUGGUGUUUGACGAUGGUUGUUGUUGGACAGUGGUUGUUGUUUGAGGGUGGUUGUUGUUGGAUGGUGGUUGUUGUUGGACGGUGGUUGUUGGACGGUGGUUGUUAUUGGACGGUGGUUGUUGUUGGAUGGUGGUUGUUGGACGGUGGUUGUUGUUGGUGUUGUUGUUGGUGUUGUUGUUGGGCGGUGGUUGUUGUUGGACGAUGGUUGUUGUUGGACGGUGGUUGUUAUUGGACGGUGGUUGUUAUUGGACGGUGGUUGUUAUUGGACGGUGGUUGUUGUUGGAUGGUGGUUGUUGUUGGACGGUGGCUGGUGUUGGACGAUGGUUGUUGUUGGACGGUGGUUGUUGUUGGAUGGUUGUUGUUGGAUGGUGGUUGUUGGACGGUGGUUGUUGUUGGAUGGUGGUUGUUGUUGGAUGGUGGUUGUUGUUGGACGGUGGUUGUUGUUGGAUGGUGGUUGUUGUUGGACGGUGGUUGUUGGACGGUGGUUGUUGUUGGAUGGUUGUUGUUGGACAGUGGUUGGUUUUGGACGAUGGUUGUUGUUGGACGGUGGUUGUUGUUGGACGGUGGUUGUUGUUGGACGGUGGUUGUUGUUGGAUGGUGGUUGUUGGAUGGUGGUUGUUGUUGGAUGGUUGUUGUUGGACGGUGGUUGUUGUUGGAUGGUGGUUGUUGGACGGUGGUUGUUGUUGGAUGGUUGUUGUUGGAUGGUGGUUGUUGUUGGAUGGUGGUUGUUGUUGGAGGGUAG